UAUCCGAAACAAUUCCCUUAUAAAAUAAACGCCUCGGCUCGUCCCACCACUUGUCUCUCAUAAGCAAUACAGAAACAUGGAAGCUAUAGUACUGAUCCCGUUCCCAUCGUCGCCACUCAGGUUCCACCCAUUGAGGACAUCACAAAGGAUCGCCACCGGAACGUCCAAGAGAAGACGAACUUCAACCACCGUGUGUGCUGACUACUACCGAGGAGGAAGAACGGUGGACGAGAACAUGGUUGUCCUUAGGAAACGGAUCCACGAGAUGAAGAUGGUUGAGCGGAACUAUGAACCUCCUUCUCAUUGGAUGCAAUGGGAGAAGCGUUUAUAUUGUAACUACGACGCUACUAUAUGUGACGCAAUCUCUCUUCUCCAAACUUUUCUUAUGAACUCUCGUCCUAGCGUCGCGUUUGGAACGAUGCUUGUUCUCCUCGUCAGCGUUCCUGUUUCCUCUGCCGUUUUUGCGUUUCGUAUCCUCGAUUUAGCUCUUUGGCUUUUGGACGCCGCUCACGUAGAAAACAAAGUAACAAUUAAACUCAAUGUAGAGUUAUAACCGGCUCUGCAUGUCAGUGCAGACGUCAACAGGGCUAGAUUUAUGGUUGUCAACAAACCAUAUGUGGAAAAAGGCCCUGGUUCGGUUGGUAUACAAGUCUUGUUGAUGACUCUAGUCAGCGUUUCAGGCAAGAAGAAGAAGAAGAAGAAGUUACUGUUUUAUGUUUGGAACAUAGAGGCGCCUGGUUUAGUGCUAUAUGAUAUGACUCAAUCAGAAAUGAACGUUUCCUAACUGUUACUUAUCAUUUAGAAACGAAGCUUAAUCACUAUUUAAACUUCGCAAUAUUUCCCAAGCUUAAUCACCAUUAGUUUAAACUUUAAAAUAGUUACUUACUUACUUAAUUCUCUUCAUGUUAUAAAAUGUUAUACCUGCUUUUGUAUUUUACUUAUAUAAUUAAUAUUUAUUAGUUGACGACU
This is a messenger RNA of Camelina sativa (false flax), 969 nucleotides long. RefSeq lists its product as uncharacterized. The record is from RefSeq and is a predicted model, not a curated record. Lineage: Eukaryota; Viridiplantae; Streptophyta; Magnoliopsida; Brassicales; Brassicaceae.